ACACAAAAGAUUCAAAAAAGCAAAAGCAGAGACAGAGGAAAAAGCUUGAACACCAAACCACACAAUCAAAAUUUCACAAAUCAUCUUUCCAUUUACCCAUCCCAAAAAAGCAGAAAACACUCCCAUUAAGCAAACUUUAAAGCAAAAUGCAAAGCCAAAGCCAAAGCCAAAGCCAAAACCAAAACCAAAGCAAAACCAUCACAAUCCCACUCCUUAUAUACCCUUUACGCUCAUUAGUCUUUCCCUUUUCACCACUGCUGAAAACAUGUCGAAUGAGAUUGUCCCUGUUGAUGAUCCCAUUGAAGAACCAAAACCCAACAAGAAACCAGUCGUUUACGAUGAAGAUGAAGGGAGUGAGGGUGUUAUAAAAUCACUUCCUUAUUAUGGUGAAAGUAGUAGUAGUGGAAGUGGUGGGUAUGUUCCUGAAGUGUUUAACAGUGAAAGUUUACCUCCUACUUUGACUUCUGAAAUCCAAAGGUUUCUUAGAGUUGCUAAUAUGUUGGAAUGGAAAGCCCCUCGUGUUGCUUAUCUUUGUCGUUUUCAUGCUUUUGAAAUAGCACAUAACUUGGACCGUAAUUCAACAGGAAGGAAAGUUAGACAGUUUAAAACCGUGCUUCUUCAAAGGCUUGAACGUGAUGAAGAAACUUCAAAAACAACCAGGCUGGAACAGAGUGACUCACGAGAACUUAAACGUGUUUAUGAUGAAAAUAGGAGAUAUAUCAACCAACAUGCCGAAGCAUUUGACUUGGAAAAUAGUCAUGGAGAGAAGUUGCUAGAUGCAUGUAGAAUUGCUUCUGUGUUGUAUGAAGUACUAAAGACAGUUAUAGCUGGUCCUCAGGCCCUUGCUGACAGAGAGAGCAUUCAAGCUAGAUCUGAGUUGUUUGCCUACAAUAUUCUGCCACUUGAUCAUGGAGGUAUUCAGCAAGCAAUUAUGAAAUUUCCUGAGAUUAAAGUUGCUAUUCAAGUUAUUCGUAAUGUCCGUGGUUUACCCUCAACCCAGAACCUUCCAAAACGUGGGACUUUCGUAGAUUGUUUUGAAUUUCUUCAGUAUUCUUUUGGGUUCCAGAAAGAAAAUGUAGCCAACCAGAGGGAACAUCUUGUUCUACUCCUUGCUAAUGUCCUUUCUCGGCACUCUCGGAAGCAAGCGUUGGCCUUGAAGACAAUUGAUGCGUCUAUUGAUGAGCUAAUGAGAAAGUUUUUCAAAAAUUAUACAAACUGGUGCAAAUUCUUGGUCAGAAAAAGCAAUAUCAGGUUGCCUUGUGUCAAACAAGAUGCUCAGCAAUAUAAAAUUCUAUAUAUAGGUCUUUAUCUUCUUAUUUGGGGAGAGGCUGCGAACCUGCGAUUUAUGCCAGAAUGUCUUUGUUAUAUCUUUCACCAUAUGGCAUAUGAAUUGCACGGUAUGUUAACUGGUGCUGUUAGUAUGACAACUGGUGACACAAUCGAGCCAGCAUAUGGAGGAAGCCGUGAGUCUUUCCUUAGCAAUGUGGUUACCCCCAUAUAUGAAGUCAUACGUGAGGAAGCUGAGAAAAACAAAUGUGGAACAGCUGACCAUACUACAUGGAGGAACUAUGAUGACCUGAAUGAGUUUUUCUGGUCUCCUGAUUGUUUCCAAGUAGGUUGGCCUAUGCGUACGAAGCAUGAUUUUUUCUGCACAAGUUCUCCUAAGAAGAGCAAAGUUAAGAAUUCUAGGAGUGCUAGAGAACAGAGGAAGGAAAAAGAAACUGAAGAUGAAGAACAGGGGUUAAACGAUGUAACUUCGGAGGAGAAUAGUGAACCAAAGUGGUUGGGGAAGACAAAUUUUGUAGAGAUCCGUUCCUUUUGGCAAGUUUUUAGGAGCUUUGAUAGGAUGUGGAGCUUUUUUAUACUAUCCCUUCAGGCAAUGAUAAUUAUGGCUUGCCAUGAUGUUGGAUCUCCACUUGAAGUGUUCGAUGCAGUAAUAUUGGAGGAUGUUAUGAGCAUCUUCAUAACAUCUGCGAUUCUUAAGCUCAUACAAGCAAUUCUAGAUAUUACCUUCACAUGGAAAGCAAGAAACACUAUGGAGUUAUCUCAAAAACGGAUACAAUUGCUAAGGCUUGCUUAUGCGGUGAUAUGGACCAUUGUUCUUCCUGUUGUUUAUGCUCAGUCUAGGAGGAAAUAUACUUGUUAUUCCACACAAUAUGAAAGCUGGAUUGGAAAAUGGUGCUAUUCUCCCUUUAUGGUUGUUGUGGUAAUAUACCUAAUAACUAAUGCAGUUGAUCUAGUCUUAUUUUUUGUUCCGGCUGUUAGCAAGUACAUUGAAAUCUCAAACUGGAGCAUCUGCAGAACUAUAUCUAGGUGGACACAGCCUAGACUAUAUGUUGGGCGGGGAAUGCAGGAGACUCAAAUUUCUCUUUUCAAGUAUACCUUUUUCUGGAUGCUAGUGCUCUCAACCAAGUUAGUGUUCAGCUACAGUUUUGAGAUAAAACCCCUAAUAGCACCAACAAGAGAAAUUAUGAAAAUUGGUGUGCAAACAUAUGACUGGCAUGAGCUUUUCCCCAAAGUAAGGAGCAAUGUUGGUGCUAUUGUGGCAGUGUGGGCUCCCAUAAUAGUUGUGUAUUUCAUGGACACACAGAUAUGGUAUUCUGUUUAUUGUACAGUCUGUGGAGGACUUUAUGGCAUUUUGCAUCAUCUUGGUGAGAUCCGGACAUUGGGAAUGCUGAGAAGUAGAUUUCAUUCCUUGCCUUCUGCAUUCAACCGCCUCAUCCCACCACCAUCAAAAAAGAGAACAAAAAGUUUCCUCCAGAACAUAUUUUGCAAGGUGUCCAAAAGUGAGGUAUUGGAUCUGAAGUUUGUUCUAGUCUGGAACCAAAUUAUCAGUAAUUUUAGAUCAGAAGACUUGAUAAGCAAUAGGGAAAUGGAUUUGAUGACGAUACCUACAUCUGGGCUGUUUCCUGAAUUUAUUCGCUGGCCUAUUUUCCUUCUUGCAAAUAAGUUUUCAACAGCACUAAGCAUUGCAAGAGAUUUUGUGGGGAAGGAUGAGAAACUUUUUAAAAGGAUUAGAAAAGAUGAGUACAUGUACUUUUGUGUAAAGGAGUGCUAUGAGUCGGUGAAGUACAUCCUUGAAGUUCUUAUUGUUGGUGACCUUGAAAAGAGGGUUGUAUCAAACAUCGUGAAUGAAAUUGAGCGAAGCAUUGCAGAAUCAACUUUUCUUCAAGAUUUCAAGAUGAGUGCACUUCCGGCUCUACAAAACAAAUUUGUGGAGUUGCUUGAAUUGAUAGCUGAGGGAGAUAAAAAUCAAAAUGGUAAAGUUGUGCAAGUACUCCAAGAUAUCUUUGAGCUCGUAACAAAUGAUAUGAUGGCAAACGGUCACAGAGUAGUGGAUUUGAUAGAAUGCUCCCAAGAAGCUGUGGAUGAUUUUACUGUUUUCUCUAGAAAGAUAGAACCACAAUUAUUUGAAUCUGCUGCUAGCAAGACCUCUAUAUGUUUUCCUUUGCCUGAUGAUGGCCCUCUUACUGAACAGAUUAAGCGGUUGCAUUUAUUGCUUACUGUCAAAGAUAAGGCAAUGGACAUACCUGCAAACUUAGAAGCCCGAAGGCGUAUUUCGUUCUUUGCUACUUCACUCUUUAUGGAUAUGCCUAGUGCUCCUGAAGUGUGCAGUAUGAUGUCUUUCAGUGUUAUGACCCCCCAUUAUAUGGAGGAUGUCAAUUUUUCGAUGAAGGAGCUACAAUCAAGCAAAGGACAAGUUUCUAUCAUCUUCUAUAUGCAAAAAAUCUUCCCAGAUGAGUGGAAGAACUUUUUGGAGCGUAUGGGAUAUCAAAACUUUAAUGAACUAAUAGAUGAUGGCAAGGAGGAAGAGAUUAGAAAAAAAAUUAAUGAACUAAUAGAUGAUGGCAAGGAGGAAGAGAUUAGAAAGUGGGCUUCUUUUCGUGGCCAAACGCUAAGCAGAACAGUUAGAGGAAUUAUGUACUAUAGACAAGCCUUAAAAUUACAAGCACUUCUUGAAAUGCCUGAGUAUAAAGACGUUCUUGAGGAUGUUAAUGUUUUUGAACGAAAUAAUCCCAAGUCAUCUGCGGAACUAGAUGCCUUAGUAGACAUGAAAUUCACGUAUGUUGUCUCUUGUCAAAUGUUCGGCUCACAUAAAUCUUCUGGGGACCCUCGUGCAGAAGACGUAAAGGAUUUGAUGAUAAGGUAUCCAGCUCUACGUGUUGCAUAUAUUGAAGAGAAAGAAGAAAUAAUAGGAGAUAAGCCUCAAAAGGUUUAUUUUUCUAUUCUGGCAAAAGCUGUUGGUACUUUUGAUCAGGUAAUCUAUCGCAUAAAGCUUCCUGGUCCACCAAUCAUCGGUGAAGGGAAGCCAGAAAAUCAAAACCAUGCCAUAAUCUUCACACGUGGAGAAGCUCUCCAAACAAUUGACAUGAACCAAGACAAUUAUUUGGAAGAAGCUCUUAAAGUGAGAAAUCUUCUGCAAGAGUUUCAUCAUAACCGUGGGCGGCGCCCUCCUACAAUACUUGGUCUGAGGGAAUACAUAUUCACUGAAAGUGUUUCUACUUUAGCAUGGUUUAUGUCGUAUCAGGAAACCAGCUUUGUCACCAUUGGUCAAAGGCUUCUUGCCAAUCCUCUCAGGGUUCGCUUCCACUAUGGGCAUCCAGAUGUAUUUGAUAGGCUGUUUCACAUCACAAGAGGUGGAAUAAGCAAAGCAUCAAAAACAAUAAACUUGAGUGAGGAUGUUUUUGCCGGAUUUAAUUCGACCCUGCGACGGGGAUGUAUUACAUAUCACGAGUACCUGCAAGUUGGCAAAGGUCGUGAUGUAGGUCUUAAUCAAAUCUCAAAGUUCGAGGCCAAAGUUGCUAAUGGGAAUAGUGAACAAACUUUAAGCCGUGACAUACACCGUCUUGGUCGUCGAUUUGAUUUUUUUAGGAUGCUAUCUUGCUAUUUCACAACCAUUGGAUUUUACUUCAGCAGCCUGAUUUCUGUACUCGGAAUUUAUGUGUUCCUCUACGGACAACUAUACCUUGUUCUUAGUGGACUAGAAAAGGCACUCCUCAUUGAGGCUAGAAUGAAAAACAUUGAAUCAUUGGAAACUGCUCUUGCUUCUCAAUCGUUUAUUCAGCUUGGUCUUUUAACUGGCUUACCAAUGGUAAUGGAGAUUGGACUUGAGAAGGGAUUUCUUACGGCCCUUAAAGAUUUUGUUCUUAUGCAACUGCAGUUUGCUGCUGUUUUCUUCACUUUUUCCCUUGGGACAAAAACCCAUCAUUUUGGUCGGACAAUUAUGUAUGGCGGAGCUAAGUAUAUACCUACCGGACGUAAGGUUGUGGUGUUUCAUGCCAGCUUUACUGAGAACUACAGAUUGUAUUCACGAAGCCACUUUGUUAAAGGAUUUGAACUGUUGCUCCUGUUAGUGGUUUACGAUUUGUUCCGGAGGUCCUACCAGAGUAGCAUGGCAUAUGUAUUAAUCACGUACUCUGUUUGGUUCAUGACCAUGACUUGGUUAUUUGCACCAUUUUUGUUUAAUCCUUCCGGAUUCGAAUGGGACGAGAUUGUAGAUGAUUGGAAAGGCUGGAAUAAGUGGAUCAAGGAGAAAGGUGGUAUUGGGAUUCAGCAAAACAAGAGUUGGCAAUCUUGGUGGAAUGAUGAACAAGCUCACCUUCGUCGUUCAGGAUAUGGUGCUAGACUGUUUGAAAUUCUUCUUUCGAUUCGGUUCUUCUUGUAUCAGUAUGGCUUGGUGUAUCAUCUUGACAUCUCCCAACAGAGCAAAAAUUUCCUUGUUUAUGUGCUUUCCUGGGUUGUGAUUCUGGCAGUUUUCCUGACGGUCAAGGCAGUGAACAUUGGAAGGCAACUUUUCAGUGCUCGUUACCAUCUGAUGUUUAGGUUCUUUAAAGCAUUCCUCUUCCUAAGUGUUUUCACCAUUGUUAUCACUCUCUCAGUCAUCUGUGAACUAUCGUCCAAGGAUUUACUUGUCUGCUGUCUUGCAUUUCUGCCGACUGGAUGGGGUCUGAUUUUGGUUGCUCAAGCUGUGAGGCCAAUUAUUGAGAACACCGGACUCUGGCAGUUCACUGAGGUAUUAGCUAAGGCAUAUGAUUACGGAAUGGGAUCGAUCCUUUUCUUUCCAAUUGCUAUAUUGGCAUGGAUUCCGAUCUUUUCGGAAUUCCAAACUCAAUUCCUUUUCAACCCGGCUUUUAAUAGGCAUCUCCAAAUCCAACCAAUUCUUGAAGGGAAGAAGAAGCAAAAAUAAAGUUCUGACAUUCAUAAACAUUCUGCCCAUUAAUUUAUUUGUACAUUUCAAAGAGAAAUAAUAUAUAGUUGUAAAUAACAAUGAUUCAUUACUCCAAAAUAAUACACCUCAAAAAAUUUCAGUAGAUAAA
Molecule: messenger RNA, 6317 nt
Organism: Gossypium raimondii (Peruvian cotton)
Lineage: Eukaryota; Viridiplantae; Streptophyta; Magnoliopsida; Malvales; Malvaceae
Product: putative callose synthase 8
Exons: 41
Coding region: 266-6187 (1973 amino acids)
Biological process (GO): (1->3)-beta-D-glucan biosynthetic process
Cellular component (GO): 1,3-beta-D-glucan synthase complex; plasma membrane
Molecular function (GO): 1,3-beta-D-glucan synthase activity
Source: RefSeq, a predicted model, not a curated record